AUUUUCUUCUACAGUUCUACAGUUCUACCCAAUAUCUCUUUUUCCUUGUUCUCUAAUACUAUUUAAUUCCGUGAAUUAUUCUUUUAUUAAUUCACCAGGAUAAAUAGGAAAUUUAUAGCUCAUUGAUCCUCGUAACCCCAGUUAUUUUGGUUUCAUCACUACACUAAAAAUCACGUAUUUCUAUCUAUAAAGCACCGAAACUUUGUGUUCUCCAGACUACUUUUUGAGUCUAGGUUAGUUGCCUUCAGUGUAUUCGUAGUUUCUUCAGUUUGGUACUUCUUCCGGAUGAUAAUGUAUCCUUUGCCCCCGCAUUUGAGGGAAUUGCGGACAAAGGAUGAUGUUGGAGAGGUCGUGCGUAGAUGCAUGAAGAAUAUUGUUGUUGUAAAAGGACCGAAUAAUGCUGUUAUUAUAAAGGACCUUCAAGGACGAUUUUGUUUCAAUACAAGCCUCUCCGAGCUCAACGAGGCUCGUGCUAUGUCGCGUACCAAGCAGGAGAUUGAAGUGUUGAAUAGAUUGAGACAAUUGAUUCUUGAAUCAGAUUUGAAAGUAGCAAUUACGAAAUUUCAGCAGUCAAACGACCCGAAAAUACCCCUCCAUGUCAUAAAUGAUUGCACCCAUUCCUUCAAUGAAAAAAAAUUCAUCGGGAAGGGGGGUUACGGAAGGGUUUACAAGGGAAUACUUACCUGGGCAAAUCAUAUAAACAAACUAGUUGCUGUAAAACGCCUAGAUGUCACUGGAUUUCAAGGUAACAAGGAAUUCCACACAGAGGUCACAAUGCUUUCAGAGUAUAGACACAAAAACAUUAUAACACUUAUAGGGUAUUGCGAUGAUAACGAAGAGAAGAUCCUUGUUUAUGAAUAUGCAAGCCAUGGAAGCCUUGACAAAUAUUUAAGUGGCCGUGCAAUGUCGGGUGGACUUUCAUGGCUACAACUCCUCAAAAUAUGUAUUGGCAUUGCAUCUGCAUUGGAUUAUCUUCAUAACAACGUGGCCGAAAAACACAGAAUAAUACAUCGCGAUGUAAAAAGCGCGAAUGUUUUGUUGGAUGAGAAUUGGAAUGCAAAACUUUCGGAUUUUGGGUUGGCGAGAAUAGGCUUAGCAAAUCAACAUAACACAUUUGUGAUCACCAACAUCGCUGGCACACAUGGUUAUUGUGACCCACAGUAUGAAAGAACAGGGUUUUUAACAAAAGAGUCGGACGUAUAUUCGUUUGGAGUGGUUUUGUUUGAGGUUUUGUGUGGAAGGCUAGCGUGUAUUUUGAAUUACCAUGAUGAACGGAGAUUCCUUCAUCAUUGGGCUCGAACCCACUACAAAAAUGGAGAGCUGGAUAAGAUAAUUAACCAGAGAAUAAAGACAGAAAUUAACCCAAGAACAUUAAGCAAGUUCUCAGCUAUUGCAUAUCAAUGUUUGCACAAAACUCGGGAACAACGGCCUACAAUUGCUGAAAUUGCAUUCCAACUUGGGGAAGCUUGGAAAAUCCAAUUUACAGGAAGAAUGAUAAAAGGAGAUGAGACUUUUGUCACAUGAUGAAUAAGAAAGAAUCAUUAGUGAAUCUUUAUUAAACAAGGGAGACAUGGACGAACAAAAUCUAAACUAAAACUUGGUUUUAUGGUUUUAAAGAGAAACAGUGAGACAACACAACAUCACAUGUUGCUCUUCUACACAGAUGAAAAAAGCAUUGAAAGAUUACCAAAUAUUUGUUUCUUUGUAUAUCUACUAUGUUUCUGUGUUAAUGCAUGGCCUGUAUGUUUUGUUGCAUUGUAACACUUGUAGUUGAAAAAAGUUAAACUCUAAGCGAUUGUAAUUUAUUAUAAUACGAACAGAAUGCAUCUGUUUUUAUUCAAACAUUAAAGGAAACAAACAAGGACAGAAAUUACCUAUA
Molecule: messenger RNA, 1879 nt
Organism: Lactuca sativa (garden lettuce)
Lineage: Eukaryota; Viridiplantae; Streptophyta; Magnoliopsida; Asterales; Asteraceae
Source: RefSeq, a predicted model, not a curated record